Molecule: messenger RNA, 1284 nt
Organism: Pleurotus ostreatus (oyster mushroom)
Lineage: Eukaryota; Fungi; Basidiomycota; Agaricomycetes; Agaricales; Pleurotaceae
Exons: 4
Coding region: 1-1284 (427 amino acids)
Biological process (GO): D-serine catabolic process
Molecular function (GO): D-serine ammonia-lyase activity
Source: RefSeq, a predicted model, not a curated record
AUGCAGACGUACACGCCUAUUCAUCUUGCGACAAAGCCGUCGAAAGAUCGCCUGCUGGAAGAGUUCCGAGGAAAAUCCCUGCAUGCCGUCCGGACACCUGCGAUGGUCAUCGACAAGGCCAUCUUCGCCAAUAAUUGCGGCAAGAUGCACGCAAGAGCCAAGGAGUGGGGCGCCGCCUUCAGGGCUCACCUCAAGACUCAUAAAACCGUGGAAGGGACUCGACUCCAAAUGCGAUCCAGUGAAGACAAGACUGGGGCUGUGAUCGUUUCGACAGUCAUGGAAGCUUGGGAGGUCGUAGAAGCUGGCUUGUUUGCGGAUGGAACAGUGAACGAUCUCCUCUAUGGCGUACCAGUCGCCAUUAACAAGAUAGCUGACUUGACGGCGCUUCGAGAGAAGAUAUCGGCUUCUGGAGGGUCACUUCGGUUGAUAGUAGACCAUCUAGAACAGGUCCGAGCAUUGGAGGCAUACCAGAAGGCGCAAGGCGUUACUCCGCUUUGGUCUGUAUUCAUUAAAUGCGACGGGGGUCAAAAGCGAGCUGGCGUGCCGCCUGAUUCCCCGACAAUGAAGGCGUUAAUCAAAGCGAGUCUCACGUCGACUGCAGUAGAGAUAUACGGAUUCUACGCACAUGCUGGGAAUGCUUACGGCUCAACAUCCCGUCCUGGAGCAGAAACCUUCCUUAGUUCUGAGGUUGAGGUUGUUAACAAGGCUGCAGAGAUCGCCCUGUCAAUCCAAGCAUCCCUACAGAUCGAACGCGAAUGGCCGAGGUUCAAGCUCUCCGUUGGAUCCACACCGACCGCACACGCUGCGAGUGCUGAAUCCAGGGCAAUGUUGAAUAGAUUGCUGCACGGUGACUUGGAGUUACACGCAGGCAACUACCCGAUGCUCGACCUCCAACAGAAACACACGACAUUGGUCAACGAUGAAGAUAUUGCACAGUGGGUUCUCGCUACGGUAAUCUCGCACUACCCCGGGAGAGGUGUGGGCGGCAAAGAUGAGGCCAUGGUAGAUGCUGGUGCGAUAGCAUUCAGCAAGGAUACGGGGCCGUCGGGCGGAUAUGGGGACGUCAAAGGAAAGAACUGGCGGCUGGAGAGGAUCUCACAGGAGCAUGGUACCCUUGUAGCGGGAGAUGGGGCAGACCCGGUCAAAAUUGGCGAAGUUCUUGAGAUCGUCGGCCAGCACGCCUGCCUCAUUGCGGCGGCCUACCCUUGGUACUACAUCGUCGACAGCCAGGAGGGCGAUGGGCAGACCAUUGUCGACGUAUGGGUGCCAUGGAAAGGGUGGUAG